Messenger RNA from Oryza brachyantha (malo sina), 1130 nucleotides. RefSeq names its product stem 28 kDa glycoprotein-like. Bases 5 to 844 code for a protein of 279 amino acids. NCBI's taxonomy places the organism in Eukaryota, Viridiplantae, Streptophyta, Magnoliopsida, Poales, Poaceae. Gene Ontology annotation, molecular function: acid phosphatase activity. The transcript has 2 exons. The record is from RefSeq and is a predicted model, not a curated record.
AGCAAUGGCGACGGCGAGACUCUUCCUCCUCCUCCUCCUCCUGUCGGCGAGCUGCAGCGCGUGGGAGAUCAGCAUCCGGAUGCCGACGGCGGAUAGGCUGGAGGCCGAGGUGGUGGCGCCGCUGAUCCACGCGCUGCGGCCCCUGCUGGGCUCCGGCGGGCAGCUGGCGGCGCGCGCCGGCGUGGCGUGCGACAGCUGGAGGCUGGGCGUGGAGGCGCACAACGUCAUAAACUGGAAGACGGUGCCGGCCAAGUGCGAGGGCUACGUCGGCCACUACUUGCUCGGCGGCCACUACCGCCGCGACUCCGCCGUCGUCGUCGACGAGGCCAUCGCCUACGCCGAGACCCUCCAGCUUGCCGGCAACGGCAAGGAGGUCUGGAUCUUCGACAUCGACGAGACCUCCCUCUCCAACCUCCCCUACUACGCCAAGCACGGUUUUGGGGUUACGCCGUACAACGAUACGAGCUUCCGCGAGUACGUGGCGGAGGGGAGCGCGCCGGCGCUGCCGGAGACGAGGCGGCUGUACCGGCGGCUGCUCGAGAUCGGCGUCAAGCCGGUGUUCCUGACGGGCCGCACCGAGGACCAGAGGGCCGUCACCGUCGCCAACCUCCGCAAGCAAGGGUACUCCGGGUGGGAGAAGCUGCUGCUCAAGCCGGCGGUGCACGGCGCCGCCGGCGGGCUCCACGCGCCCGCGGUGGCGUACAAGUCCGGCCAGCGGCAGAAGCUGAAGGACUCCGGCUUCAUCAUCGUCGGCAACAUCGGCGACCAGUGGAGCGACAUCCUCGGCGAGCCGGAGGGCGCCCGCACCUUCAAGCUGCCCGACCCGCUGUACUACAUCGGCUAGGUCAUCGAUCGCCACCGGCGCCGGUGGCCAUCGGUGACGAGCUGCCAUGAAUUCUAGUCACACGUGCUCUUCAUCGAUCUUGAUGCUUGUCAUGAACUGCGUUUCUGAUAGUCUUCAAGGUCUAUCCUUUAUUUCGUUCAACUACUAGCUGUUGUUAGAUGCGAUUAUAAUAAGUAAUAGCACGUGGUUGAGAGUGGUACAAGAAUUGUCGAUCUAUGUACCAUUGAGCAAGCUUGUUGUCUUCAUCUCAGUCUAAACAAUGAUGGAAUUAAUCGAUCAAGAUGUC